Molecule: messenger RNA, 2176 nt
Organism: Bombus huntii
Lineage: Eukaryota; Metazoa; Arthropoda; Insecta; Hymenoptera; Apidae
Product: carcinine transporter-like
Exons: 4
Coding region: 855-1586 (243 amino acids)
Biological process (GO): transmembrane transport
Cellular component (GO): membrane
Molecular function (GO): transmembrane transporter activity
Source: RefSeq, a predicted model, not a curated record
GCUUCGGACAACCGGUUUCCGGCGUGGCGCCACUAUGCUUUGGAGAAACAAGGAAAUACAUAUGUAUGCACCUUGCUUUUUGUGAGACAGAAGAACUCUGUGUCUCUGUUCUACCAACGUCGCUGUUGCGACGAUUUGCCGCAAACCUAAAUGGAGUUCGAUCAAUGGCAACGCGAGCACGUGGUCCUCGAUGUUCGCGAUCGGAAAAUCGUGUUUUCCAAACUAUUUCUAGUUUCGCCGGUUCCACUGUCAAUCAACGUUUCUUCCUUUGGUUCCGUUUCUCUUCGAUUCUCUCCUUUUUUAUUGGCAAACACGUGUCACCGAGUAUCGUGUUCGUCUUCGCUAAGCAAGCUUCUAUAUCAGCGAUACGCGAGCCGGUUUCCCCUUCAUAUUUGUACAAGACUUCGUGAACAUCGGACAUUUUUCUCCUCUCUUUUCGAAUAAGAAAAUCCUAUCGUUGUUUAACUAACAAUUGCAUUUCUUUAAAUGGAAAUGUGGUCGUGUCUCCUUUAUAUUUUCAAUUAGCCAGGGAAUUUAGGUUUAUUGCCGUGGAAACUUGAUCGGUCGUUUACGUAAGGAUCUGCGACUCUGCUUCAUCUUCGAGGAAAAUUUCAUCGAAUACAAUCGUUUCACUCAAUGAUUGGAUCAGUCGAAAGGGAGAUUCCGUGACUGCCUGUAUAAAUAUUGAUCAUAGUGUCUCUUGAAGGGAAGCUGUACCAAUCUUGUUGAUUUAACUACUGAUCCUACUUUAUCCUCGAGAAAAAUUACUUACUUUGAUUGUUUGACCAUUAAUUUUAGCGUUUCUUCGAGGGAAACAGUGUUGAUCGCUCGAGUCUGCUUCUUUCUCAAGCGAAAUGAAGGACGAGAAGAGUAACUCUAUAUUGCCCACUGAAGCGACUCGAUUGAGACCAAGAUUGGAAAGUUUCGAUGAUGUUCUACCGUAUGUCGGUGACUACGGGAGAUAUCAAUGGCUGUUGUUAUUGUCGUUACUACCUUAUGGCGCGACGUACGCGUUUCUGUAUUUCUCGCAAUUUUUCAUUACGAUUAUUCCCACGGAACACUGGUGCAGGAUAGACGAAUUAGUAAACUCGAAUUUCACCGAAGAAGAGAGGAUUAAGAUAGCGAUUCCAGUGACGAACGUUUAUCCUUAUUACGAACAAUGUCAACGGAAGGACGUAAACUUCACAGAGCUGUUGAAGAGCGAUAAGAGCCUGAGCUCAUCGGGCUUCCAAACAAACAAAACGAUAAAAUGUACUCAAUGGGAGUAUAAUUUUACGCAGAUUCCAUAUCCUAGUAUAGGAACUGAGCUAGAUUGGGUAUGCGACCGAGAAUACCUCGUAUCAACGGCGCAGGCCAUCUUCUUCUGCGGAUCCAUCAUCGGUGGUUUCCUAGUCGGUUGGAUCGCCGAUCACAAGGGUCGUAUCCCAGCUUUAAUGUUCUGCAAUGGUAUCGCCCUUUUUGCCUCCAUUUUCACUGCCAGCGCAAAUAGUUUUUGGUCAUUCGCCGUCUGUAGGUUUCUCACUGGACUGGCGUUCGAUAACUGUAUCAACAUUCCUCUGAUUAUCGGUAAGCCUUCUACGAAGUAGAAAGUGCGAGAGGUUCGACCGAUAAGCCAAUGUUUCAGUCACGCGAGAGAUAACGUUAGUAUGAAGUCAAUGUUUCUAUUACGUGAAAGAUGAUGUUGCGUGAGAAAUUUUUGAUGAAUUGUUCCUCGAAGAUAAUUUUGACGUUGCUGUACUCGAUUGAACUAUACGGUUCGAGUUCUUGAUUCAAGAGCUUUUGCCACCACCAGAGAUGAAUAUAUUGAUUUUGUUAUUGUUAAAGAUCGUUUCAUCGAUUUUCAUGUCGUCGAGGAUAGUUAUAUCUUGAUAUUCUUAAAUCGAGUUAUACAAGGUGGUUGGUAAUUGGUGGUACAAGCGGAAAGAAGUCGAAAAUAUAGAAUACAAAUUUUUUUUUUUAAUUCUUCCAUCGAGACAACGAUCUACAGUGAGAUCCGUUAUAACGAGACGCGAUAAAGUGCACGCGUAUCGAGCGAAAAUUCAAAGUCGAUUUUCUCGAAAACAAAGCCUCGAACGAAAAACGUUUAUUCUAUAUUUUCGACUUCUUUUUUCGCGUAGAAUCACCCCCUUUCCGCUUGUACCAUCAGUUACCAACCACCCUGUAUAUCUUUUCGUAU